AUGUCAGCACCCGCCAGAUUCCUCCCCCGCCUCCGGCCUGUCGUGUCGCGCGCUGCUCGUGUGCCUCGCGGUGCCUUCAUCACGAGCCAGUCGCAAACCGGCCCGGCUCCGAUCGAACCCUCUCAUACCCAAGCCCACCCGCUAGGCCCUUACUACGAUGCGAUUCUCAACGACCCCCAACCCAUCCCCGAUGUGAAGCCCGAGGAGCCCCCAAACUCCUCCGUCCACAAGCAGGAGCAAGGCCGUAAGACGUCGCCUCCCUCCCCAUACCCAACCCCGGAGCCCGUUGCUGAAGCUCUCUCCGCACAGCCGGUGCCGACGCCGCCGCCCCAAACCGCGGCUGAAAAGGCCGCCAUUGUCUUCGGCUCCGCCCUGGCCGGCCCCGCCGCGCGCCAGAAGCGUCUCGAGGAGAUGCGCUCCAAGAGCACGACGAUAGCUGGCGUCAUUAUCCCGCCACGGCCGGAGGAACCGGAUAACUGCUGCAUGAGUGGCUGCGUCAACUGCGUGUGGGAACGGUACAGGGAGGAGAUGGAAGACUGGUCGGCGGCGAAUGCGGAGGCACAGCUGAAGUUGAGAGAGCGACAAGGCGCGAGCGGUUCUAUUACCAUGGACGACGACGGCGGCGGUUCCGAUACCAACUGGGUGCCCCAGGAUCCCAAGAUCGCCAAGAAUAUGUGGGAUGAGAAGCUUUACGACGAUGUUCCCGUAGGCAUCCGAGAGUUUAUGAAGACGGAGAAGAAGUUGAAAGCCGUGCAUGAAAAAGAGGGUACAACUGGGGGCUGA
Molecule: messenger RNA, 783 nt
Organism: Colletotrichum orchidophilum
Lineage: Eukaryota; Fungi; Ascomycota; Sordariomycetes; Glomerellales; Glomerellaceae
Product: oxidoreductase-like protein
Exons: 1
Coding region: 1-783 (260 amino acids)
Cellular component (GO): mitochondrion
Source: RefSeq, a predicted model, not a curated record